Molecule: messenger RNA, 1556 nt
Organism: Saccostrea echinata
Lineage: Eukaryota; Metazoa; Mollusca; Bivalvia; Ostreida; Ostreidae
Product: tRNA (guanine(37)-N1)-methyltransferase-like
Exons: 4
Coding region: 20-1537 (505 amino acids)
Biological process (GO): tRNA N1-guanine methylation; mitochondrial tRNA methylation
Cellular component (GO): cytoplasm; mitochondrial matrix
Source: RefSeq, a predicted model, not a curated record
AUGGUGCAACCCACGUGAAAUGACAACAGAGCUAGUUAACUUUUGGAGGAGGUUUCUCACAAAUCUGAGAGUGACAGAACAAAGAACACUUACAAGACAGUAUAAAGGGGAUAACAUAUGCUAUUUGUACAUAUGCAAUCCAUCUUUGAUCCAGAAAUUAGCUUGUAAAUUUGUUCAUUAUUUCGAGUUUGACAACUGGAAGGAAACCAUAAAUAUGUCAGACAGUGACUCAAUUUUUGAUCCUCCAGAAACGGUUCGUGGAAUGCAAGUUUUAGAUAGAAGUUUAUUUAGGAAAACUGUAUCUAUUCCAGGACUUGCAGUUCCUCAGAAGAAUAUUGGGCGACUUACAAAGGCAUUGAAAAAUGAAAUCCUGCGCUUCAGAUCUAUUCAACCUGUUGUUGAUCUAAAUACAAAAGAUGCACUUGCAAAAACUCACAAAUUAAUACUGUUUGAUCCACGCAAACUAAAGUCAGUGGAUGACUUUAAUGAGAAACAGAGGAAUAUACUUGAAAAGUUUGAUGUUGAUGUUGGAAGUUUUUGCUUUUACAACUUUGAUAUGAAGUAUGAAAACUGGGGCCAAGCAGAGGUUGUUAAAGCUGUGUUGCCGAAGGAAUUGGACACAGUGGCAGGGUUUGCAAUAGUUGGUCAUAUUGCUCACUUAAACCUCAGGGAGGGGACAGAUGAUUACAAACAUCUAAUAGGUCAAGUGAUUUUAGACAAACACAGAAUUAUCAAGACUGUUGUCAACAAAUUGAAGACCAUUGACUCAGAAUUCAGGAACUUUCAGAUGGAGCUUCUGGCUGGAGAGGAGGAUUAUAUUGCUACUGUGAAAGAACAUGGAUGUACAUUUACAUUUGAUUUUUCAAAGGUCUACUGGAAUACCAAAUUAGGUACAGAACAUAAUCUAGUGGUUUCUCAGAUGCAGGGGGAGGAUCUGGUUUUUGAUGUGUUUGCUGGGGUGGGACCUUUUGCAGUACCUUGUGGGAAGAAGGAAAUAAAAGUGUUUGCAAAUGACCUAAAUCCAGAUUCAUAUGAGAGUUUAAAACUGAAUGUGGCUAAAAAUGGAGCUAAUUGUCAGAACAAUGUUCAGUGUUUCAACAUGGAUGGCAGGGACUUUAUAAAGCAGAUAUUUUUUAAAGAAAUGGAAAAGAGGUGGAGUGAUCCGUCACUGGAGGGAAAUGUUCAUGUCUUGAUGAAUUUACCAGCACUAGCUGUGGAAUUCCUGGACAGUUUUGUGGGGCUUUGUACUCGUUCAAGAUCCAAACCAAAAGAUCACAGUUGUCUGCCCUUUGUUCACUGUUAUUAUUUCAGCAAAAGUGAGGAUCUGGAAAAGGAUACUAGAGAGACUGUGGAAAGAGUUUUAAGUUGUACUUUGGAUGAGUUUAAGAUUAGACAAGUCCGCAAUGUGGCACCUGGAAAGGAGAUGAUGUGCAUCAAGUUCAGAAUCCCAGAAUCCGUCUUGUUUAGGGGAAAUUUAACAACAGAAGAGGAUGGCCCAGCAGCAAAGAAAAUAUGUUGUCACCACAGCCAUGAUUAAACUUUUUAAAAAGCUCUCA